AUGAAGGAUUUGGGCAUGUUACGGUAUUUUUUGGGUAUUGAGGUGGCACAGUCUCAGAAAGGAUACCUCCUUUCUCAGACAAAGUAUAUUUCCGAUUUGUUUCAGCGGGCAAGGCUUACUGAUAACAAAACUGUAGACACUCCUCUUGAAACCAAUGCACGGUAUUCUCCUACUGAUGGUGUUCCUUUAUCUGAUUCGAGCCUAUAUCGUACUAUUGUAGGCAGCUUGGUUUAUCUUACAGUUACUCGCCCUGAUAUAGCUCAUGGGGUUGUUCUUCGUAUUCUGAGAUAUCUCCGCGGGACUCAGUUUCAGAGUCUCCUGUUUCCUUCGACAUCUUCUCUUGAGUUGCGUGCCUAUAGUGAUGCUGAUUGGGAUAGUGAUCCUAAUGAUCGUAAAUCCACCACUGGUUUCUGUGUUUUCCUUGGAGAUUGGCUAAUCUCAUGGAAAAGUAAGAAACAAGAUGUUGUUUCUAGAUCUUCUACUGAGGCUGAGUAUCGUGCUAUGGCUGUGACUACAUGUGAGAUUGUUGGGUUACGUUGGCUUCUUGCAUAUAUGGGAAUUAACAUUUCUCAGCCUACUCCUCUACAUUGUGAUAACAAAAGUGCUAUGCAGAUUGCAAAGAAUUCUGUUUUUUCAUGA
Molecule: messenger RNA, 639 nt
Organism: Helianthus annuus (common sunflower)
Lineage: Eukaryota; Viridiplantae; Streptophyta; Magnoliopsida; Asterales; Asteraceae
Exons: 2
Coding region: 1-639 (212 amino acids)
Source: RefSeq, a predicted model, not a curated record